AAACGAAUUCUCCAUGUAUUAAAACACGGAUUAAAUUAGUUAAAUUUGCGUUUACGUGUACGAAACAGCAGAUUUUACAAACACGCCAGCUGACGGCACAUCUGUGACGCCACACUCCAUCCGGGUCCUGCGCCUGGGCCAUGACGUCACGGGGUCCAGGAAUGGCGGCGCUGUCUGCAGAGAGAAGCAGCCCAAAGAGCCAGAAACUUUAUUCCUAACAUCGCUUAGCGGCUACGCGAGCUCCACCGCCCCACCGACCGCCAUAUCAUCCUCUUAAAGAGCCAGCGCGACGACGGAACCCAGUCUCGACGCUGUUACCGCUGAAUUCCGACGUCCCAGGCUCUAUUAGUUUGCUUGACUUUGCGAGGGCCAAAAGACAAGAGCAAAGACAGCGACUAACGGUACAUAAAACAACAACAAGCGCCCCGAAGCAGGCUCUUUCGAGUCCGUCCAUUUCAUAGAAGGAUCUUACUUGUGUUUUGCUAGUUUCUUGUCUUGCUCAUACACCGAAAGGCACGACACUGGCCUGAUAAGGUGAAGCCACCAGCUGCGGGUUUGAUGCCACGAUGGAGAGUUUAACACUGAGCGAUGUCGAGCAGAAAUAUUACUCUGAACUCUUCCUCUCCUGUGAUGUGGAUAACGCCAAGAAAGUGGCUUCCAACGGCAAAGUUCUGGACCUCUUCCGGGCGGCCCAGCUCUCAAACGAAGUGGUCCAUCAGAUUACUGAACUUUGCGGGGCCACACGCCUCGGUCAUUUCGGUCGGAGUCAGUUCUACAUUGCACUGAAGCUCAUUGCACUGGCCCAGUCUGGACUGCCCCUGCGCGUGGAGAGCCUGAACAGUGUCAGGGAUCUGCCCCUCCCUCGCUUUGUGAUGGGCAAGAACGAGCAGGAGACGAGACAUGCAGUCAUGUUCACAGACACAGAGAACCAGGGACCCUACCUCCCCAGACCUCCAGGCCGAGUGCAAGCCAAAAAAGUGUCAGCGCAUGAGAUGAUUCAGCCUUGUGUGCCCACCGUAGAUCCACAGCCGGACACCACAUCUCCUGUAGUGUCACCGCACCAGUCCCCUCCCACUUCGCCCCAUGCCUGGAGGAAGCACAAACGCCAAGCCAGUGGUGGAAAUGUGGACAGACAGCCCUCAGUGCCAGGAGUUGUUUGGCCACCUUUUAGAGAAGCACAGCCAGGACCAGUUACUGGUGAUGGGAUGUGGUCCGCCCAUUCACCCCCUCCUGUCCAGGAAAGUUGGGUCAGUUUUACAGACACGCCCCCCUCCAGCACACUUCCAAUGCAUCCCCCCUCAGCUCAGCCGGAGAGCACAACAGUACGAACUGUGCCAUCUGCAAUGCCCACAAAUGAAAUCCAAAGACAGACCAGCGGUUAUGAUGACCCCUGGAAAAUCACAGAUGAGCAAAGACAGUAUUACAUAAACCAGUUUAAGACCAUUCAGGCUGAUCUCACUGGUUUAAUCCCUGGCUCUGCCGCGAAGGAGUUCUUUACAAAGUCAAAGCUGCCUAUUCUAGAACUGUCUCACAUUUGGGAGCUAUCAGACUUUGAUAAAGAUGGUGCACUGACCCUGGAUGAGUUCUGUGCUGCAUUUCAUCUUGUGGUCGCUAGAAAAAAUGGUUAUGACCUUCCUGAAAAGCUCCCAGAGAGCCUAAUGCCAAAGCUUAUUGACUUGGAUGACUCAGCAGGAGUUCCAGAACCUGCUCCUGAGGUGGGCUUUUCUGCUUCCCCUGUGGAGGUCACUCCAAAUAAGUCUCCUUCCAUGCCUUCCCUAAACCAGAACUGGCCUGAGCUCAAUCAAAGCAAUGAGCAGUGGGAGACUUUUAGCGAACGCUCCUCAAGCUCACAAACUCUGACCCAAUUUGAUUCUAACAUUGCACCAGCUGACCCUGAUACAGCAAUAGUCCACCCUGUGCCCAUUCGUAUGACACCCAGCAAGAUCCACAUGCAAGAGAUGGAGCUCAAGAGAACUGGAAGUGAUCACACACAUCCAACAAGUCCGUUAAUGGCGAAACCACCAGAACUUUCUGAUGAGACCAAGUUAGCAGCAACUAUUAAGUUUCCUGGUACCACUGUUGGAGAUGGCUAUAGCAGCUCAGAUUCAUUUACAUCUGAUCAAGAGCCCAUUUCCAGUGCUGUGAACAGACAAAGGUCUCACUCUGGCACUUCUCCGGAAGGACUGAAGGUUGUGGCUCCGCCCCCACCUCCACCCCGCCCCCACGCCUCUCACUCACGGUCCUCCUCUCUAGACAUGAACAGAAACUUUGCCGCUGUCCCUGCAGGUCCGCAGCAGCCGGGUGUAGUUGCCUUUCCCCCAGCAGUGCCUCCCAGACCACUGCCCACACAGACAUCAGUGCCACAUGGUCACCGUUCGGCAGAGGGAGAUGGUCUUCCAGCACAUGCCAGCACGUCACCCCAGCAGAUGCCAGAACAGCCCAACUUUGCUGACUUCAGCCAGUUCCAGGCUUUUGCUGUAGACCAGCCGGCAGACGAUGGAGAGAAACCAUCUGACAGUGGACAGGCAGAAAGAUGUGCAGAAACCACUGGGACGAUGAGAACAGCAAAGAACGACGUUCAGGCAGAGGAACGAAAUGCAACCACUGUCAACUCUGCCAAAGUAUCCACUCCAUUGGCCCCACCCCCUAAACCCGUUCGUCGAAGACUGAAAUCAGAAGAUGAGCUCAGACCAGAUGUGGAGGACCUUCCGCAAAAGUCUAACGUCAUAGCCACUGUUCUAGCAACCCAGCCCUCAAUUCCACGGUCUAUCGGUAAAGAUAAGAAGGCCAUCCAGGCUUCCAUUAGAAGAAACAAAGAAACGAAUACUGUUUUAGCCAGACUCAACAGUGAAUUACAGCAGCAGUUGAAGGACCUGCUCGAAGAAAGAAUAUCGCUUGAAGUGCAACUGGAACAGCUUAGACCUUUUUCGCAUUUGUAAACCGUGUGUGUGUGUUCGCUUCAGAUUGAAUGUUUGUGUGUAUGAAAGAGUGAUUACCCCAGUUUUUUUUGUUUUUGUUUUGGGUUUUUUUGAGUGGUCUGUUGGAUCCUCUGGCAGGAUGUCCAUUUCACCCGUCUCCACUCCUCUGCCGACCGCGUGAGAAGAGACACAGUCGCUGCUUCCUCCAGACUGUUCUGUCUCGCACAGUCGUUCAGAGGGAUGGGGUGCAGGAACUUUAUCCGUUAUGGCACUUUGAUGAAACAGAAAGUCUGAGUGGUUGUAUGUAUAAUACCCCAGACAUUGCAGGUUCUGUUUAGCGUCUGAGGCAAGAGCCUGACGUCAUGGCCGGCAGGAGGCUGUAAUUCUGGUAAACAUGAAGGAGCCUCUUCCCCUCCUGUUCUCCAGAGUCCUGAGGCAGCUUGUCAUGUUCUUCCAUGUUAAGAGGCACCCGUGUGUGCUCAGACAAUCAUGUUAGGCCAUGCACUGGUCGUACAGAGGGGAGAACAGAUUAUUGGGAGAUCAUGCUAUUUCUGAUCAUACUAAACCAUUCUGAAGAAUAAUAAUAAUAAGGGUGGCUGAUCUUUUUUAAAAAAUAAGGACAGUAAACAAGGAUUUCAAGCUCCAGUGAUGCAAAAGAUGCUCCAAAAAAGUGUGCUAUAUUGAAAUGAUUUCAUGGUCAUAUGAUUAGCGAUUGCAAGGAACAGACAGAUUUUUUUUUUUAUGCUGUUACCGAAUCAUUGAGUCUUACUUAAGCACUGAAUCAGUCAAAUUUGUGAAUGAUUCAUUUUUUUAUGUUUAAUUUGAAUCGUUUAAAAGUUUCAAACGAAUCAAAUUAAUCUUAUGUUUACAACUCAAGACAGUCACUUCUCUUACAGAAACAUGGCAUUACUAAUAAAUAAAAAAAAAAUUCAGUCUGUUCCUCGCGCAAAAGCUAUUACGUGGAUUUAAUAGUUUGAAAUAUAAUGCAAAUGUUGUGUGGGAUACUGUUAGUAAGCCCUCUCACCAUAUCAAAAAGAGCGACAAGGAUAUUCUUUCAAAAAAUUCGCUUUUUGUUUCACAUAAAAGUAAAAAAAACUUUCGCGUUUUGGGCAAAUGUCAGGAUUGUUAUUUUUAGAUGAACUGCCCCUUUAAUAUUUCUUCCUCGCCAUACCAGUGGGCGGCACAUCUGUGCGUGUUUGUUUCAUGCGCGUGAGAGUUUGAGGACAACAGUUAAAAAUGUAUGGCCUCCAAAAAACCUCUUUCUUUUCUUCUCUUAACACACUCUGUUGUGUUAUUACAAAACGACCUGUUUAACCUUGUACAGUCUUUCACCCCGGGAUGGCAGGCGUCCCUCUUUCAGUCUCAAAUGUUGUACUUCAUACGGUACACGAUCUGAUUCAGUCCCGCAUCAUAAAAUCACGUGACAUCAUCAUCAGUUUGUAAACCUCUGGCUUUCAUUUGUCAUUUCUCCUCACUAUUUUCGCAUGUCGUUCUCGGUCUCAUUUUGUAUAAAAGGCUCUUAACAACGAACCACUCGAUUUGUAUCUGUAACGUCUGAACUAAUGUGACGUUUGUGUUGUUACAUAGACUUGCACCGUGUCUUUCAUUUGUCGGUUUGUUUUGACCGUAUUUUUUUUUUUUUUUUCUUCUUUUACUCAUCCUUAAAGCCUUACUUCCUGGUGUGCAGGUUUUCACAGUAAUGUACCCCCCCAACCCCCACCCCUAAUGUUAAAUCAAGGUGAGCCUUUUCUCCCUGCUGUUCAGGCUGAUUUACUGUAUCAGGGGUAUGUUGUAUAUUGUAUGAUACACACCUUUUGAUCUCAUAUGUAAAUUUGCAUUAAUUGCUGACUAACAGCAAAUAUUCUAUUUAAUUGCUUAUAUAAUGGCUGUGGGAUCAUAAAUGUUUAACUGCAUGGAUGUGUCUCUGCAGAAUGAACUAGCAGCUGUGUGAUUUUUACACAAAAUAAAAAUGGCACAAUAUUUUAA
Molecule: messenger RNA, 4904 nt
Organism: Puntigrus tetrazona (Sumatra barb)
Lineage: Eukaryota; Metazoa; Chordata; Actinopteri; Cypriniformes; Cyprinidae
Gene: reps1
Product: RALBP1 associated Eps domain containing 1
Exons: 20
Coding region: 567-2939 (790 amino acids)
Biological process (GO): endocytosis; endosomal transport
Cellular component (GO): plasma membrane; cytoplasm
Molecular function (GO): calcium ion binding; protein binding
Source: RefSeq, a predicted model, not a curated record